GGUAGCCCGUACUGGCCAAGAUUCCGGGUGGCAGCCCCGCACGUCUGAUUCGCCAGCGCCAGAUUCCUCCCCGCCAUUCCGUCCGACGGGCGAACGUCCGUCCGUCUGGUGGUGGCGAGAAGGGAGUGGUGGAAGCGCAACACGUGGGGUGAGGCACCGAGGCAGCAGAAAGAGCGGGGGCCAGCUUUGUCUGCAUCUAUGAUUACGUAGUUCUCUUCGCCCCCAUUGACGACGACUUUUUCCUUCUCAUCUCAUCCCAACCCAUCCCCACUUCUUUGUCUCGAUCCGAUUCAAUUGAUAUCGUUUUUAUGGCAUGGGUCCAGCCUUCGCUCGCUCCCCCGCGCCCCGACUUAAUCACCAUGGCCACUUUCUUGAACUUCUGAUCAGCAAUCGGCAGAAUCAAGCCGCAGCAGGCAUCAACCAGCCUGCUCCUGUACUGCCAUGCUGCUGGUGCUAGGACUGCAAGUCGCAUCGCCAGCCAGGCACGCAGGCGGGCGGGCGGGCGCGCGGGCGGCCUCGUAGUCGUCGGGCUGGAAACUUGGGGUCCGAGGCUGCUUACGUUACGAUGGUGUGGUUUCUUGGCGCGCGCUCGCCAGGGGCCGCUUAUAGAAUUUCUUUGUUCUGUUGGUACGAAGAUUGAGGGAGAGGGCCAGAGGGGAAUGGGGAAUGGGGGCGCUGCUGCUGCCGCCUUAUCCAAGAAAGUGACUCGGGGCAGAAAGCGAGUGCCAAAAUUUCGCGAUGAACUCGCUGCGGUUGAAAGUGCCAUCCGACUUACUCUGCUACUAACAAGGAGCCGCGCUCCUUUUUUCUCUUAUCGUUCAAACUUAACUCCCCAUGCUGCUGGUCAGGCCAGAGGGACAUUGACAUCGUUUGGACAGGAAGAUGUAUGCUUUUUUUAACAUUUGACCAUCUUUCUUGCGGGGCCUCUUCGCCGUGGAGGACAAAUGGCUUUUUACUGUCAUUAUUCUUUCGAUUCGGUUGUGCUCAUGUAUGUACAGGGCGGGGUUGCUCAUUAGCCCUUGUUCCCACGUAGUUCUUUGGAAGUCCUCUUCUCUCGUCCACGACAUGUCCACUCCCAUCCCAUGUCUGCAUUCCUGAUGCCUUUUCGCCCUCCCUUGUUUCUCUGCAAAAUCUAAGCCAAACAAAGAGGCGAGCUGAACUGGAUUUGAACUGUUGGGUCUGGCGAGCAAAAGUGACCAAAGAUCAUUCCUUGUUCCCCUGCCAAAUCUUGGAUAAAGCUUUCUAUUUCG
Messenger RNA from Marchantia polymorpha subsp. ruderalis, 1250 nucleotides. Lineage: Eukaryota; Viridiplantae; Streptophyta; Marchantiopsida; Marchantiales; Marchantiaceae. The record is from the annotation of a GenBank genome assembly.